Limulus polyphemus (Atlantic horseshoe crab) is the source of this 2687-nucleotide messenger RNA. Its product is annotated as 4-coumarate--CoA ligase 1-like. The record is from RefSeq and is a predicted model, not a curated record. The transcript is spliced from 9 exons. The coding region runs from base 90 to 1481 and encodes 463 amino acids. Gene Ontology annotation, molecular function: CoA-ligase activity. NCBI's taxonomy places the organism in Eukaryota, Metazoa, Arthropoda, Merostomata, Xiphosura, Limulidae.
ACGCAUCAGAUGGACGAUUUUACACCUUUCGUCAAAUUGCCGACUUAAGUCGUCGAGUAGCCAGCGCCCUCAUACGGCGAGGUUUACAGAUGGGGGAGUGUUUUUGUGUAUACAUUCCUAAUUCCAUCGACUAUGUUGUGGCUUUUCUAGGAAUAGUAAGUGCUGGCGGUAUUGUCACGACUGCCAAUCCUAGCUACACCGCUGAAGAACUUCAACAUCAACUCAACGACAGUAGCGCCGUCUAUCUUCUGGCUGCGGAAAGCAACAUUCAGAAAGCUAUGAAAGUCAAACAAAGUGUUUUGAGCCUAAAAGAAAUAUUUGUUCUAGGGAACGACGAAGAGUGUUGUAGUAGGUUUUCUGAUCUUCUUGAAGAUGAUGGGUCGUUUUUUCACAAGCCAGUUUCAGUUCAACCCCGAGAGAUGCCGCUAGUGUUGCCCUAUUCCAGUGGAACAACAGGAUUACCAAAAGGAGUUAUUCUUACUCAUCAUAACAUCAUCUCCAUUAUUCAUCAAAUGACACAUCCUGACAUCUUUCCCCUCACAACAGAGGACGUCGUACUUGGUGUACUACCAUUCUUUCAUUGUUUUGGGCUGGUUUUAGUUUCCUUGUGUAGCGUCAUCCGGGGAUGUCCAGUAGUUGUCAUGUCACGAUUCAAACCGGAACUUUUCUUAACAGCUAUCCAACAAUACAAGGUGACGGUUAUUUUACUGGCUCCUCCUAUAGCCCAUUUCUUGGUGGAGAGCCCUCUGGUGGAUAAAUAUGAUCUUUCGAGUGUGACAACAAUCCUCAGUGGAGCCGCAGCCUUACAUCCACAAGUUGCUGUCAAGUUGCAGACAAAGUUUCCUUCUGCACGGAUUGGUCAAGGCUACGGAAUGACCGAAGUUAGCCCAGUGGCCUGUGUGCCGUUGGUUGGUCAAACGCUAUAUGAAUCAGUUGGGGUUCCAGUUCCUGCCACCAGAAUGAAGAUAGUCUCUAUAAGUGGUGGCGCCACCUUGGGACCAGGAGAAAAAGGUGAAAUUCUGAUUUCUGGUCCACAAGUAAUGAAAGGUUAUCUCAAUAAUCCAGAGGCUACCAGUUUAACCAUAGAUGAAGAUGGUUGGUUGCACACAGGGGAUGUGGGUUUUUAUACGGAGGACAAAAAUUUUUAUUUGGUGGACAGAAUCAAAGAGCUUAUCAAGUAUAAAGGCCACCAGGUAGCACCAGCAGAGUUGGAGCUUUUGUUAAUGAAACACCCAAGUAUUUGUGACGCUGCUGUUGUGGGGGUGCCAGAUCCAAGGGUUGGAGAUCUUGCACGUGCCUUUGUUGUCAUUAAACCUUCUCAUGACGAUAUUACACCACAGUGUGUUCAGGAAUUCAUUGCAGAGCACGUGGCCUCCUACAAGCAUCUCCACGGUGGCAUAGAGUUCGUCGAUCACAUCCCUCGUAAUGCGAGCGGGAAAAUUCUACGCCGAAAACUACGAGCCAAGAUCUUCCCGAAAUAGGGACGAUUCUUUCUGGAAACGAGAAAUCUCCAAUUAAAAUCUAAAAAAAAACAACAACUUAGUAAUCUAAAUUAGUAUGGAAUUAAAUUUGACAAGUUAUGGGAUAAUAUUGAUUUUUGUUUUAUCUGCAUUUAAAAUAUACUAAAUGUGUAUGAAUAUUUAGUUAUAUAUUAUAUUAAUAAUGACACUGGGCUUAAAAUACGAGAAAAAACGUUUCAAUAUACACUUUAGUAAAUACUUACCUUGGAGCCCCCCAGUGGCACAGCGGCAUAUCUGCGGACUUACAACGCUAGAAUCCGGGUUUCGAUACUCGUGAUGGGCAGAGCACAGAUAGCCCAUCUUGUAGCUUUGUGCUUAAUUACAAACAAACUUACCUUGGGUUAAUGACAACAGAACUAGGUUUCUUCUCUUAGGAUUGGUUGUUUUACUGUCACGUGACUUUUAUUGAAAUAGACAUACUCUAAUGUUUUCUCAUUGAAGAAAAUAAUCAAAAAAAAACAUUUGUUUUGAUUCAAUACACCAUUCUCUAUCAGUAAAGAACAGGAGACACUAUUUUUUAUAUCAUAACUUGUUGAUAAAUAAAUAUAAAAGUUUUGUUACUAUAACUAUUUAAGAACAAAUAUGAUCUGAUUAAUUUUUUUCUAGUUAGUCGUUUUGCUUUUUGAUACAAAAAAUGUACGAUUUCUUUAAAGGUUGUUAACAAUGGGAAAUUCUUUUGUAGUUCGAUUGACGUAUGGCCACUGAACAAUUUGAUUUGAAAGAUAUUAACCAUAUGAAUAACAAUUACUUUGAAGAUGUUUUUUAUUAUUUCUUUCAUAUAUUUUUGGAGUUUUAAGUUAAUGCAAUUGUUAUUUAUGAUGGGAUUGUAUUAAAUGAUAAUUUCAGUGUUAUGAUUAUUAUUAUUAUUGAAAUUAAACUUCAUUACACAAUACCUCUCCAGGUUUUGUUUCUCUACCAAAAAGAUGUUACCCGUUUUAGUGUUUGUCAUCUGGAUUUAGGAUUGGCUGUUUCAAUUACUUUAAAACAUAAAAAUGGCUAUUUGUUGCACUAAUUAGUAUACGAAAAGCUUUACGACUUAGAUAAAUCUCAAUUUAGGAUGAGAACCAGAGCCUACUAGGAUGAGACCCAGGGCCUAGUUUCAUGAAAAUUUAAGAUCUUUCUCGAGUUCAUUCUUAGCAUGACUUGGUGGUUAGGGUGCUCUAAUCG